Eublepharis macularius is the source of this 3129-nucleotide messenger RNA. Its product is annotated as holocytochrome c-type synthase. The transcript is spliced from 7 exons. Gene Ontology annotation, cellular component: mitochondrion. Lineage: Eukaryota; Metazoa; Chordata; Lepidosauria; Squamata; Eublepharidae. Gene Ontology annotation, biological process: cytochrome c-heme linkage. Bases 101 to 904 code for a protein of 267 amino acids. The record is from RefSeq and is a predicted model, not a curated record. Gene Ontology annotation, molecular function: holocytochrome-c synthase activity.
CUCGCGAGAAGUAGCACGUUGCGUGUCCUAGAGACCGGGCCCAAGGAGGUUUGAAGGGAGAUGUCCUGUCCACAAACCUGAGUUGAAAGAAAAAUUGGCCAUGGGCUUGUCUGCAUCCUCUCCAUCAAUAGCAGUCCAAGCAGAUGUAUCUGACCAGCCUCAGACUGCCUCUUCCCAAUGUCCGAUGCUCCAGGAGAAAAUGGAAGGUUGCCCAAAGCAUGUGAAAUCAACAGACAGUGUUGAUGAGAACCAGAAUGCUGCUUGUCCUGUGCAUCAAGAAAGAGCAUAUGAAUAUGUUGAAUGUCCUGUGAAGUCUCAAAUACAUGAGAAGAUUGAUCCUAGCAACAUGAUGCCACCUCCUAAUCAAAUACCAUCCCCUGGCCAGCCAUUUCCACUCUCUACUACGAGAGAAGAGUCUAAUAUUCCUAGAGCUUUUUCUCAACAAAACUGGAUUUAUCCUUCAGAGCAAAUGUUUUGGAAUGCAAUGCUUAGGAAAGGAUGGAAAUGGAAAGAUGAUGACAUAAAACCUCAAGAUAUGACUAAUAUCAUUAAGAUUCAUAAUCAGAAUAAUGAGCAGGCUUGGAAGGAAAUUUUAAAAUGGGAAGCACUUCAUGCAAAGGAGUGCCCGUGUGGACCAACCCUUGUUCGAUUUGGAGGUAAAGCUAAGGAGUAUUCACCAAGAGCCAGAAUACGAUCCUGGAUGGGGUAUGAAUUACCUUUUGAUAGGCACGAUUGGAUUAUUGAACGCUGUGGAAAAGAAGUCAGAUAUGUUAUUGAUUAUUAUGAUGGAGGAGAAGUAGAUAAGAACUAUCAGUUUACCAUUUUGGAUGUUCGCCCUGCUUUUGAUUCCCUGACUGCUGUGUGGGACAGGAUGAAGGUGGCUUGGUGGCGCUGGACUUCAUGACUGAAACGAUAUCAGAACUGUAUUGUUUGAAGUGGUAUUGAACUGACUUUGGACUUGAAUAAAAAUUUAUAGUGACUGCAGUUUUAUUUAAUAGCCUUGUGCUUGCCACUGAGGGACAGAAAACAUUGCUUUAAUCAAGGAUUUAUUUAAAUAAUGUGUGCAUUAUUUAAUGCACCCCCCCCCCUUGACCUUUUGGACACAUUUGAUCACAACUGGAAGACAUUGUGAAUCUCUCGUACAUUGAGUAGAGACAGCACUAACAUAGAGAUUUAAGUAUCUCUGUUGAGGAACGGGAAUAGCUGUAAUAAAGCAAUGGAGCAAUUGUGCCUUUCAGUCUAGUGUUUGUGGUUGAAAAAAUAGCCAAUUUGAAAAACAUUUCAAAACAGUCAAAGAAGAAAAAUACCUUUCUUGUCAUCCAAACUGUAAAUUAUAAAAUGUUUUGUGAGUGGCAUAUAAUAAAGACUCCAUAGAUUAUAUCACAUGCUGAAUGUACAUAUUCAUAGAGUAACCAUUUUUUACGUACAGGCACAUCAUUUUAAGAACAAUUAGAAAUCAACUGAUUUGCCAGUUUUCACAUCCUGCCUUUUUGAAGUGGAAUUGAAGUUGAAGUGGAGUUUGGCAAAUCAAGGUUUUGUUUUUUUUUUAAAUGAGGUUUUUGCUAAUGUCUGCUUUGAAAUACUUUGCUCUUUAAAUAGUAACUUUAAAUGUACAGCACUACAACAAAAGUUAAGUUUGGUAAAUUGGUCAAAGUAUCAGGUUUUUCACUUCAUAUUUACUUCACUUGAUUGCAUAUGGUUGAGUACUUGUGGCACUUUGAUAGAUACUGAGCAAAGGAGAGUAACUGUUGGAAGUUGGUUCCUGUUGGAAACAGAUGCUUAAAGAUUUUAUAACAGAAAUGUUACAGCUGUUUUCUGUGCUUGUGCUUCUAACUAUUGGUAAAGGGUUGGAAUAUGCCUUUAGGUUAAACUGUUGUAGCAGUAGAAAAGAGCAAGAGUCCUUUGUGGUAAGGUAUGAGCUUUUGUGAGUCACAGCUCAGUUCUUCAGAUUAAACUGUAGUAUGCCCUUACAAGAAGAGAGAUGUCCUGUCAGAUAUCAAUACCAAAGGUUCUUAUGCAAUAUAAAAAGUUGUAGUUGAAUUUUCCUAGGAAACUGAAGGAUUUUACAGUACUAAAAUAAUGUUUGAGAGAGUUUUGAAGAUUGUUUUUAUAAAUAGCUUUAACUUUCCAGUGGAGAUGAGCUUUGCCACUCUAAAUCCAAAUUUAUGAACAAAUCAGUCUAAGACCAGUAAAAAGGGCUUCCAGACUAACGCUCUUCCUUGGAGCUGUGCCUGGGUCCCAUCCCAACCCUUUGCAGGUUGAUAUUCUGGGUCAGCAAUCUGGGAUUCACUUCUUUUUGCAUCCUGUACAGUGUUGUACAGGAUGGUUGUACCCUUCUUAUGUCCUUGUUACCAUUACCGCUACCCUUCUAUCUGGCUUGAAAUGGAAGUGGAGAACUUGCAAAAACAGCAGAGAAGUGGGGAGUGUUAGGGGGUAGUGGAUGAGUACAACUCCUGGUGGGAUAGCCGCAACAGUCUGUUGCAGCAAAGCAGAAGAAGGGCUGUGCAGCACCUUUUAAAGAACCAUGUGGCAGUCAAAUGCAUGAAGUGACCGAGCAAGUGGUUUGUACGCAGGGUGUAUAAUCCAAAAAUGAAUAAUGUCUUGGAAAAAGGUUUAGUUUGUGGCAUUUCUGUACAAAAUUGCACAAAUUUAUUUAGUUUGCAAGGUGCCACAAGACUCUUGAAUAUUACAUAUAAGGCUAUUGUACAUGGUAAUAUAUGGUUACAUUUGUGAAGACAGUUUAGGGGAAACCAGCAGGUUUAUAUGUUACUGAGCAAAUCACUAACCUAUAAUCAUCAGGAUAUCAAAUGUGUUAGUACAUGGUGAUUCUGAUUGCGUAUCAUUACCACCUGAUUUUGCAGAUUUUAAAAUCUUGAUUAUUGAAUUGUAUGUUAAAUUUGCACAAAUUUAAGAAAAAAGUGAAAACGGAAAAGUAAUUCUGCUUCUUUUCAUGAUGGGUACGGCAUCUGAGGGAUGUCAUCAGAUCCAUAUUCACAUCUCUGCAAGGUACAUUUGCUGUACGUGGCUCCAGUCAUCUAGUAUAUAUUUUCAUUGUAUACAGAUGGAUUCAAUCAUAUAUUUUACGGUGUUUCCUGGUUUGAUUUCUAAUAAAGAUAAAUUUUAUUUUUA